Molecule: messenger RNA, 827 nt
Organism: Zychaea mexicana
Lineage: Eukaryota; Fungi; Mucoromycota; Mucoromycetes; Mucorales; Lichtheimiaceae
Product: D-tyrosyl-tRNA deacylase
Exons: 6
Coding region: 191-661 (156 amino acids)
Biological process (GO): tRNA metabolic process
Cellular component (GO): cytoplasm
Molecular function (GO): D-tyrosyl-tRNA(Tyr) deacylase activity
Source: RefSeq, a predicted model, not a curated record
CCCGUAAAAGAUGAACGCCAACUACCGAUAGGGAUGGUGGUGGUUGUUGCUGCUGCUUCAUCGAGGCAAUCGAGCUCCGAAAGCCGCUUUUGGCGAGCACCCCGGUUUUAGUCUCCGGUCACCGUUCCUGAAGCGAUAUUGCUUUAUUCUCGGAUCGAACGGCAACAAUACACAAAAGCAGCAAUCCGGCAUGAGAGCAGUUUUACAACGUGUGGCUCGAGCAAGUGUUACUGUCGAUCAGCAGGUUGUGAGUUCAAUCCAAAAAGGUGUCUGUGUGUUGGUUGGCGUUGGCACCGAUGACACUGAUAAGGAUGUCGAUUACAUUAUCAACAAGAUUUUAAACCUUCGAGUGUUUGACGAUGAACAAGGAACAAUGUGGAAGAAGGGUGUCAAGGAGCUUGGCCUCGAGGUAUUGUGUGUCUCCCAAUUCACGCUUCAAGGACAAACGAUUAAAGGCAACAAACCGGACUUUCACCGAGCCAUGAAGACGGACCAGGCAAAGGCAAUGUACGAGAAAUUUCUGACAAAGAUGGGCCAGGCUUAUGACCCAGCCAAAAUCAAAGAUGGCGUAUUUGGUGCCAUGAUGGUUGUUGAUAUCGCCAAUGAUGGUCCAGUGACACUGCAGCUAGACUCUAGAAAGUUCACUUACAAUGAUUUGUAAGAGAAAACCAUGUAGUACAAAUUGGCUGUCAAAUUUUCUUGUGCAUGGCUCCCUCCUAUCAUGCCAACCAUCAACUCUGUCUCAUUUUGUAACAUAUUUUCCAAAGAUAUCAUGUAUUUGAUUACUUGUACUUUUUUGUACUUUAUAUUUUAAGAUCUAAACUAGA